ACAUGUAUUUGUAUAUUUAUCAAAAGAUAAUCAUGCAUGCACGUUUACCAGCUGAUAGCGGUUGUAACAUGUUUUAUAUUGGAUAACAUGCGGAUUAUACUGCACUGAACCGACAUUUGGAAUAUGAUAGGAAUGAUUUCACCCACCAAGGAGCACAAGGGGCCGGGGUUCGGGAGCAAGCAGCUACACAAGAUCCAGAGUAUGCUACAUCAUCGCCCGCGAGCCGGAUCUCUGGGGAAAAAGGACAAACCCGAGAAUAUUCCCGGCAGUGGUGGAGAAAUUCAGUGGUGCUUCUCGCAAGUUAAAGGAACAAUAGAAGAGGAUAUAACGGAGGCUGAUAUAAUUUCUUGUGUGGAGUUCAACAGUAAUGGACAGUUGCUAGCCACAGGAGAUAAAGGAGGACGUGUUGUGAUAUUUCAACGCGAUGGCAAGGGUAAUCCACAGUUUACCGGUGCCCGUGGGGAAUACAACGUGUACAGCACAUUCCAAAGUCACGAACCAGAGUUUGAUUAUUUGAAGAGCUUAGAAAUAGAGGAAAAAAUCAACAAGAUCAGAUGGUUGAAGAGAAGCAACCCAGCAAACUUUCUGUUGUCUACCAAUGAUAAAACAGUGAAGUUAUGGAAAGUAACCGAGAGAGACAAGAGACCUGAAGGUUAUAACUUGAAGGAUGAUGCUGGUCUCUUGCGUGAUCCAACUUCUAUUACAUCAUUACGGGUACCCAGCUUCAAACCAAUGGAGCUACUGGUUGAAGCAAGUCCACGACGUAUUUUUGCCAAUGCUCACACCUAUCACAUCAACUCAAUCUCAGUGAACAGUGACCAAGAAACGUACCUGUCAGCUGAUGACCUGCGCAUUAAUCUUUGGCAUUUAGAAGUCACUAAUCAGAGUUUCAAUAUAGUAGAUAUAAAGCCAGCCAAUAUGGAGGAGCUUACAGAGGUGAUUACAGCUGCCGAAUUCCAUCCCACUGAGUGUAACCUGUUUGUUUACAGUAGCAGUAAGGGAACUAUACGUCUCUGUGAUAUGCGUGAACAAGCUUUGUGUGACAAACAUGCCAAAUUGUUUGAAGAGCCGGAGGACCCUACAAAUAGAAGUUUUUUCUCAGAGAUUAUAUCUAGUAUAUCGGAUGUUAAAUUUAGUCAUAAUGGUCGUUACAUGGUGACACGUGACUAUUUAUCUGUGAAGGUCUGGGACCUGCAGAUGGAUUCUAAACCUAUAGAGACAUUUCAAGUGCACGAGUACCUACGUAGUAAAUUGUGUUCAUUGUAUGAGAAUGACUGUAUAUUUGACAAGUUUGAAUGUGCUUGGAGUGGAAAUGAUAGGCAUAUAAUGACUGGAUCGUACAACAAUUUCUUUCGUAUGUUUGACCGUGAUUCAAAACGUGAUGUGACAUUGGAAGCCAGUCGUGAAAACGUUAAACCAAAAACUGUCCUAAAACCUCGUAAAGUUUGUAGUGGUGGAAAACGAAAGAAGGAAGAGAUUAGUGUAGAUUGUUUGGACUUCAAUAGGAAAAUUCUCCACUCAGCCUGGCAUCCACAAGAGAAUAUACUGGCUGUAGCUGCAACUAAUAAUUUGUAUCUAUUCUGUUCAAAGGAAUAGGUCAAUAAUUAUUUUUGUUACCCCUAGGAUAUUUAAAUUAUACCAGUGUGCGGAUGAUGUUCAUCUGAAGAAAAUACCUGGUGUAUAUAUAGAACUGUGUUUGAUUUUUGUAGGAAACAAAGAAAAAUGGUAAUGUGUUCAAUACUUCAGACAUUUUCUGAGAAUUCUAGAUUGAUGAUACUUGAGUGUUAACUUGUAGGGAUUGGCUAAGCAGGUUCAUGCCAGAAUAUGGAAAUGUAAUAGCUAUAGAAAAAGAGGAUUUGCUAAGAAAUACUGAGAAAACUUUUGAGAACUGAUCCUCUACCAAAUUGAAAGAAAGAUGCACACUAUAGGAGAAAGACGGAAUUGUAGCGGAGGCCGGAACAAAUCAUAUCAUAUAUUGAUAUUCCAGUAGUACAGUUAUUCCUUGUAAACCAUUGCACACUUAAGUGCAUACUGUUAGAAGAAUGUGACAGUUGUAGAAAGAUAGUGUGGUAAUUGUUGUUAAUUGUUACCUUACACAAUUCUAUAUACUGUAAAGUCAUUUAAUUUCAUGAGCAUGACUUUUUGUGGUUUUCAUGUUUUGAAGAUGAAUGGAAAUUUUGUUAGUUCUUUGGAAUUAAAUUUUUAUGAAUGGACGCAACUAGGAAAGCCACGAAAAUUAUGUUUCCUAUGAGCAUUCAUUUCACUGUCUUGUGAUAUUGAUAAAUAUAGUGCUAAAGGCAUAUCAGUAAUGCAUUGAUAAAUCUGUAUACUUAAAUUAACAAAUUAAUCAAAGGAAACUUGAAAAUGAAUGCGAUAAAGUAUGACACCUGCAUGAAUAAAUUAGUACUCUUAAAUUAAUUUGAGACGACUGGUUUGGAACCAUUUUCCGGACAGGACUAGUUUCCGGACACAUGUAAUAUCCGCUUUAUUUCGUUGUUAUUCAUGUAAUUGUUUCAUCUAGAUCAUUUAGAUGUUUGUUCUUCAUGUCUACAGCAAACCACUAUUUUAUAAGGCUGUAUAAUUUUGGGUUUUUGAUGAUAACUCACCUGCGUUUACAAAACAACUUUCUAUCUUAACGGGGCAUGAAGAUAGCAUUGGGCAUGCGCAGUAGUUCACACAUGCCGAGGUAUCAAGUGGGGAAGAAAUAAUCAAACUACAUAAUGAUUGUCUACUGAUAACAUGUUCUACUUUUAAUUUAACGCUGAAAGUUACGUAAGAUGCAGGGCUGUCGAUUUUUGCACUAAUUUUAUUCUAUAUCUAUUGGAAUUAUCAAGAAUUUGUAUAAGACGAAAAUCGAGUUUUUUAUAGUCAACCUUGGUUUGCUUUCGUAGCUGCUAUUGAAAGUCGAGUUAUGUUUCGUGCGCAACUUUGAAGAGAUGAAUGAUAAAGAAAUGUGUAGAAGUAGUUUAAUUACUUAUUUUGAUAUAAAAUUAACAACAAAACACUGUCAAAAUAUUUGUCCGGAAACUGGUUUACCUGAUGGGAAAAAUAACUCAUUUUAGUGACCCCAUUUGAGGCCCCAUGGAAUACAUAUUUUACAUCACAACGCGAUGCUGAUUACAACAUCGGAUGUGGAAGGAGCUGAAGUUUGUGCAGUGUGAGCUUUAUUUAUGUCAAAUAUUUUUUUAGGGAAUAAUGGAGCCGAAAUAUGAAAAUGUGUCCGGAAAAUGGUUCCCAACCAGUAGUGUACUUAAAUUAUUCCGGUACUAGUACACUGACUUUCAGUAGACUGCCAAAUGUAUUAUUUGAUAUAAAAACCUACAGUUUUCACAGUUUUGAUGUCAUUAUAUUAAGAUGUAUGGACAAUUUUUAAUAUUUCAGUAAAAAUGUUCUGUAGACAUAGUAUGGAUAUGAAUAUAUGAAGUAUCAAAUCUGUUCAGUAGAUUAUUGGUAAACUGCUUGUAAAGGUCACUGUCCCUAAUAUUUAAGGAAUGCUUAGCUGUGUUUCUUACAAGUUUUGUUACGGGCUAGAAGCAUCAAGCAGGCGAUAGUAUUUGUCACACUAAUAAAUAUUUACAUCAAAACAUGCAGUUUUGCUCCGAGUGCUGUGCAAAGGGCAUAUAUCUCACAUACUUGAUUUUUUCUCCAUAGAAAGUUUGGUUUCCAUUUAAAGCUGAAGUUUACCAACAUGCUUAUUUGUUAAUGUUUUCAAAACGUGUAACAUGAUUUGUUAAUUGAAACAUGUGCUGAAGGUUAACGAGUGCUAAGAUAUAAUAGUGUUACAAUGAGUAGGAAGAUGCGGAUUCCAGUUGUUUUUAUGUACAAGUGAGAUAUCUGUAUAGUAUGUCGAAAUUGUUUUGAGUGAACCAAAGAGUUUUAGUUAUCAGUUGCGGAAGUGUCUAGUGUCUAGGCUGAACUCAAAUAUUGUUAAUAUGUUUUUGGAUGAUUCCUUAAUAGCUGAGGUUUAUUUUUGCUGGUAUUAAGUCUGCAGAAAUUUGAAGUGGCUGAAAAUCUUGACCGUUUACCAAGCUACUUGUGAAAGGAUAGAAUUGAUCAGCUUUUGUAACAUUAAAAUAAACAUAUUGCCAUGUUAAAAUGUACAUGAUAUCAAGUGAUGAUGCAGGUAAACUAAGUUUUGUUUAUAGGUAGCUGCUUACAUCUGUUAUAGAGAUUAUUUGUCUACAGUAAGCAAACCAUACAACCAUUAGUCAGCAGUGGUAUACUAAGUCCCAUUUAAUUCUAUAAACCACAAGCUGCCUUGGAAGAGGCCUAAGUCUUACUAGUAAAAUCGUCAACAUGACAUACUGAAUGUGUUUCUUAUUUGUGAUUUGGUGCAACAUGUAUAUGUUUCUUAUUUGUGAUUUGGUGCAACAACAUUUUAUGUGGUGUAUUUGUGUGCAAACUGAUGUAUUUACUGUUAUCAUUCCAGUGGUAUUACAUUAGGUUCUUAGUUUUCACACAUCACUGAAUAUUUACCAGUACAUUAUUAGUGUGAUCGAAACAUGAGUUUUUGUUGCUUACUCCAGGUUAUAGAAUAAUGAUUUAACCCUUACUAUGCUGGACACGACUGAUUCUGCCUUUGCAACCAGUGUAAAUCAUGAUCAGCCUGCACAUUUGUGCAGCCUAAUCAAGAUCUGCACUGUUUGCCAUUCAGUCAGUAUCUUUUUGGUAAGCACCCCUUUUAACAGUUGAUGGUACUGUCCAAAUUGAAAGAUGGACAAGUUCAUUAUAGAAAUUCAGCAGGGUAAUGGUUAAAAGAUCAGGAACAUCUUUUUUCUAUCAAAUUAAAUCCCUUACCUAUAUAUGUUUAUAUUUUAUGUACAAAAUAUAACAAUAUCAUUGUUAUAUUUAUAUGUUUACAGGUUCAUAAAAACAUACUCUGUUAAACAGUUUAUUCAGGUGUUGUUUUUUUUUGUCAUUAUUUUAAAUAAUAGUAAUUAAUGUGUAACAACUUACAUUUUUGUUGCAAGGAAGUAUUGAUCCCAAGAGAUCUAGUGUAUACUUCAGUUGGUCCUUGGGGGAUGCAUGAGGGCUAUUACACAUUUCAUUAUCUCUGUUGAACAGACUCCUUAAAAAAACUUAUUUUGAUGGGUUGAGUUACAUUUUUUUCCACAGGAUCUUCUAAUAAGAUAUGUUUAUACAUAACUUAAAUUUACAUUAUCAUUUGGUAUGAACAUAAAGCCUUGUUGUUUAGUGCAAUAGAAAAAACUUCUGUCUAAGUCUGAAAUUACAAGUAUUGUUAAACUGCAGGAAAACUAUACUGUGUGUGUGGUGAGAGGGACUGAAUGAAAUCUAAAUCAAAACAAAACUUAUCCGAAUAUUGUGAUAUUUUUAUAUUUUAAUAAGUUACCCAGUGAAGAACCUUCAAAUUACCAGACUCGAGUUCAUUACAAACAGCUGCGUGUGAGUAAAAAUUGGAAAAUGCAAUCAUGGUUUCAAAAAUAACUUAUUUAGAAGUAAAUCCUCAAUAUUUCAUCAGGGUUUUUUUUUUUGUAUGAAAAGCAAAUGUGUUAACUAUAUUUUCUCCCAUGACUGGGAUUAGACCUUAAGCCAUUCUAUUAAUGAUGUUUAAACAUCUUCCAUUACUUUUUCACUUGGUAUGAAUGACUGAAUUCAAAUAAGUCUGCUUCCAAAAAAAGUGCAUGAACAUAUGCUUACCUAUUUAUUUAUUUCUCAGCAUGCUCAUUUAUAGUACUAUCAAAACACAUCAAAUCCUUUAUAGCCUUUGAGGUAAAGAAAAAGCAUAUGCAAUGGUGCCAACCACAGAUCUUACAUAUAAAUGUAUGGCAUGAUAGCAAUAAACUGCAUGCUAUAACAGCAAACAAUGAAUACUAUGAUUACAGAUUGCAUUGUUGGACCUCUAAGAAGAUCUCACUGUUAAGUGUAUGCAAUUUGUCACAUUCUUGUCAUCCAAAACAAUGAUGGUCUGUUUGUGUAAAGAUGCAUCAAUUUCAGGCUAUUAUAGAAUAUUUUCGUGUUACAUAUAUGUCUGAAAUUUUCAAAGUACAUUAUACAGCUGGGAUUCCAUCAUAUGUCUAAAGUUUCAAAGUGCAUUUGUCAUCGAAAGUGUAAAACCUUUCCAGGGUUUUGUGGAGUAUUAUCUAUAUAAAUUUGUGAACAACAGUUUUCCAAUUUUGUACAAAUUACAUCACUCACUAGUGCCAAGUAGGGACCACAGAUAGUCAUUGUGCCAAUAUUAAAGUGAAAACAUUUCGUCUGUUUGUCUGUACCAAAAUAAAAUGUUUGCAGUCCAAACAAGUGGACUUUCUAAAGUGCUAUGAGCUAUUGUGCAAUAAGAUAUAUUAUGAAGAAUGUACCCAUUCGCCAGUUUCUGUAUUUUUACAGUGGGAGACAUUUUUUGACUCAUCAUUUGAAGUGAAAAUAUAAUGUGAAUCAAAUAUAUCUUGCCUAAAUUUUAAAUGGCUAAAGAAAAUUUUAUGUAGAUAGAAUAUUCUUUGCUUAGUUUAAAAUAUUGCUCUUGUCGGUAUGCUCAUUAAGUUACUAUAUGCUCAGAUUGUAUAGUAUAGCAAGUAGAAAUGUUCCUUUUAUAUAAGUGAAGUGAUAUACUGGGAAUAUAAAAGUUCAGAUUCAAGGUUAGAUUUCUAUUUCGUGAAGGUUUUGUAAUGAUGUUUUAUUAUGCCCCCCUUCGAAGGAGGGGUAUAUUGUUUUGCAGAUGUUGGUUGGUCGUUAUGUAGACCAAUCGUUUCAGGAUGAUAACUCAAGAACACUUGGGCCUAGGAUCAUGAAAGUUGAUUGGGAGGUUGAUCAUGACUGGUAAAUGACCCCUACUGAUUUUGAGGCCAGUAGGUCAAAGGUUACAGUGACCAGGAACAGAAACGGUUUCUGGAUGAUAACUCAAGAACUCUUUGGCCUAGGAAUCUAGGAUCAUGAAAGUUGAUAAGGAGGUUGUUCAUAACCAGCAGUUGACCCCUAUUGAUUUUGAGGUUAAAGGUCAAGGUCACGGUGACACGGAACAGUUCAACGGUUUCUGGAUGAUGACUCAAGAGCGCUUGGGCCUAGGAUCAUGAGUUGAUAGGAAUGUUAAUCAUGACCAGCAGAUGCCCCUAUUGAUUUUGAGGUCAGUAGGUCAAAGGUCAGAACACGGUGACACGGCACAGUUCAUUGGGAACUGUUCCCGAUGAUAACUCCAGAACGCUUAGGCCUAGGAUCAUGAAACUUAAUAGGAGGUUGAUCAUGACCAGCAGAUGACCCCUGUUGAUUUUGAGGUCAAUAGGUCAAAGAUCAAGGUCACAUUGACCCAGAACAGUAGAACUUUUGUAUACAGUGACCAAAUAAUUUCUGUUCCUAGUGCAAUUACUGAAUGCAUCAAGGGGGGCAUUUCGUGUUCUAUGAGCUCUUGUAAAGUAAUUAAAAUGUUAUUAUAUUCAGAGGCUCGAGUGUAUUCACUGAAUACCCAGUGCAAAUACACGGUUUCCUCAAAAUUAUGUUUACUUGUAUUGAUAAAAGUAUGCUUUUCCUCAUGAUAAUGUCUACUUUAUUGAUAUACCGUUAGUUUUCAUAUCAAAGUGUGCAAGUAUUAUUAAGAUAUACACAAACAGUUUUCACAUACAAAACUGUAUACAAAAUUUGCAGCACCAAUUUUGUUAACAGCAAUUUUUGUUUACUCAACAACCAUUGAUUGUAUGCCUUCUGUUAGCUUUGACAUAAUGUAGUUGACUCGUAAUAACAAUUGGCAAUUCUAUGCAGUUACAUUUUUUUAAUGCUUCGGUUGUAAGUAGAUUAGCAAGCAAAGGACCGAGGCUCAGUGAUAUAUGACCUUUUUGUGUCGGUUUGCCGUAAAACCCAACUCGUUCAUUCAUUCAUACGGACCGAGGAAUGUUGAAAUCCUGUAAGUUUCCUUAUAAGAGAUUGCCGAUUGUCAUCAUGGGUGCAUUACCUUAAAGCUGAUAAUGUUUGAAUGUUACAAAUAUCAAGUGUCUGUGAAUUUCAAGUGCUAGGUAUUUAUUGAUGUAUAAUUUUCAUGUCAUGAACUUUGUUACCAAUAACUUAACAUGUUACUUUAAUACAUUUAUAUAUGUACAUAAAAUUGCCAUGUUAUUGUUGUCAUGUUGAUACAACAAUGUCAAAUAAAAAAAAAAUAAAGCAAUAUAAUAACUUC
Messenger RNA from Mercenaria mercenaria, 8119 nucleotides. Its product is annotated as serine/threonine-protein phosphatase 2A 55 kDa regulatory subunit B alpha isoform-like. Gene Ontology annotation, biological process: peptidyl-serine dephosphorylation. Gene Ontology annotation, cellular component: protein phosphatase type 2A complex; cytosol. The record is from RefSeq and is a predicted model, not a curated record. Gene Ontology annotation, molecular function: protein phosphatase regulator activity; protein binding. Bases 124 to 1596 code for a protein of 490 amino acids. Lineage: Eukaryota; Metazoa; Mollusca; Bivalvia; Venerida; Veneridae. The transcript is spliced from 9 exons.